Coffea arabica (coffee) is the source of this 932-nucleotide messenger RNA. Its product is annotated as phosphatidyl-N-methylethanolamine N-methyltransferase-like. Gene Ontology annotation, biological process: phosphatidylcholine biosynthetic process. Gene Ontology annotation, molecular function: S-adenosylmethionine-dependent methyltransferase activity. The record is from RefSeq and is a predicted model, not a curated record. NCBI's taxonomy places the organism in Eukaryota, Viridiplantae, Streptophyta, Magnoliopsida, Gentianales, Rubiaceae.
CCCAGGACAACAACGUCUCAAAAUCAGUUUCUUCGCCCAGAUUGAUGAAACAGUCGAACGAAUUGAGCUCAGAAAUUAAGGAAGGAAUCCUGGUGGAUAGUAACAGUACUUCGAUAAAGGAAAAAUUAUGGGUUUGCUGGCUUGCUUAGGGGUGAUAUCACCAUUCCCAUUUUACUAUUGGCUGUGGACUCAGCCUCAGACAUGGGUAAAUCUAUGCGGGAAAGGGAGUGACCCCUGCAAAGUUAUGGCAAUGGUGUCUCAUUUUCUGAAGUUGGUUCAGUUUGCAUCUCUGCUUUCCGUUUCAACGCUUUCUUGGCCGCCUCCUUUCUACUUCUGGCCCCUCUUCAUAUUCGGCCAGUUCCUAAAUUUCAGGGUAUAUCAACUGCUGGGAGAAUCAGGAACUUACUAUGGGGUUCGAUUUGGAAAGACCAUCCCAUGGGUGACAGACUUUCCUUUUGGAGUUAUCAAAGAUCCACAGUAUGUUGGUAGUGUUAUGAGUCUUCUUGCUUGUCUGCCUUGGGUUCCAUACCUAUAUAUCCUUUUAUGGGUCCUGGGUUAUGCGUUCAUGAUACAUCUGGAAUCUAAGGAAGACCCAAGUACUCGUGUAGAGGCUAUUUCUUAAUCGCUAAUCUGCUGAUUGAAGAAAUAAGUGCUGAAGAAAUUUUGACCCGUAUUGCACAAUACUUGUAUGGUCCCUAGGGACCCCUAACCAUGAGUUUUGUUUUUCAUUUACUUCUUGAUAGGGCCGAAUGCGAACAUAGUAAGUUUCUGGUUGAACAUUAGAAUGCCUUUUUAAGUCAUCAUUUCCCUUUUUCUUUUUCUUUUUCUUUUUUUUUUUGUAUUGGGGUGCCAAUACUAUUGCAUUUUAGUGGUUCCAAUUUGAUGCAUGUCGUAGACUGAAUAAUGAACUGCUACUAGUUUUUACAGCUUGA